Messenger RNA from Penicillium soppii, 984 nucleotides. Its product is annotated as Dcp1 family protein. Gene Ontology annotation, cellular component: P-body. The transcript has a single exon. The coding region runs from base 1 to 984 and encodes 327 amino acids. Gene Ontology annotation, molecular function: mRNA binding; enzyme activator activity. NCBI's taxonomy places the organism in Eukaryota, Fungi, Ascomycota, Eurotiomycetes, Eurotiales, Aspergillaceae. Gene Ontology annotation, biological process: positive regulation of catalytic activity; deadenylation-independent decapping of nuclear-transcribed mRNA; deadenylation-dependent decapping of nuclear-transcribed mRNA. The record is from RefSeq and is a predicted model, not a curated record.
AUGACUUCACGCAAACCUCGCAGACCGAACAAUCACAAUCCAGUCAACCUCACCGACUAUGAAUCAGAUACAGCUUAUUAUUCCGACAUGCCGCAGCAGCCUGCGCCACCUCUACGCUCGAAUGAGGAGCUCAACCUUUCAGUCAUCCGCCGCCACAAACCCUCAGUGACCUCUAUUCUCUCACUUGCCCCAUACGCCGUUGUCUAUAUCUUCAGUCCAACCACAAAACAAUGGGAAAAGAAUGGCGUUGAAGGUACUCUCUUCGUCUGCCAAGAAGCGCAGGGCGAACUCGGCGAAGAUCGCUACACUGCCUUUGUCCUCAACCGCCGCGGACUGAAUAACUUCGACCUCCCCCUCACCGACGGCGAGAACGUCGAAAUUACAGAAGAAUACGUGAUUCUCAAAGCCGACGAAACUAUCGAAGGCGAAACUGGCCAGCAUGGCAUCGCCGACCCCCUCCACCCAAAUGUCCCCAGCAACCAAGGCAGCUCGAACAAUGUCCGCAUCUACGGUCUCUGGAUCUACUCCGAACCACCGCCAAACUCUACCGCCGAAAGCCGUACGAUCAAUGCCAAGAUGAUUGAGGAAUGUGCGACCCAUGCCGGACACAGCCUGAGAUUGGCUCGCGAGCAACUUGAGGCCAUGCGCCAGAGCAAUAUGCAUGCGGCGGCGGCCGCCGCUUCCACACAAGCGGCACCUCUGCAAGAAGUUCAGUCCAGUGUACCCAUGGGGCGCCAAAUCUCACUGAAGGAUUUGUUUGGCCAGCAGCGUGCCCACGACGACGCUUGGAGUGUGCAUGCGCAUCAUCUUGGCCUCGAGUAUCAGGGGGGUCCCCCGCAGCCACAGCAUACAUAUGGGGGUACUGCGAUGCCUCGAAAUAUCCCCGCACCUCCUCAUCCACCACCACAGCCACAGUCAGAUGUGCUAGGAGACCUAUUUCGGCGAGCAGGGUUGGCUUAUCAAGGCCCUGGACAAGGGCAGUAG